Messenger RNA from Myxozyma melibiosi, 1836 nucleotides. RefSeq lists its product as uncharacterized. The transcript has 3 exons. The record is from RefSeq and is a predicted model, not a curated record. The coding region runs from base 104 to 1753 and encodes 549 amino acids. NCBI's taxonomy places the organism in Eukaryota, Fungi, Ascomycota, Lipomycetes, Lipomycetales, Lipomycetaceae.
GCCUUCUGCUUCGCCAUCACCGAGCACUGCUUCUAUUUCUUGUUAUAUCUGCCUCCAGCGACAUGCCUGCGUCGCUCGUCUCUUAGCACCGCCAACACACUCAAUGACUCUUCCUAACCACACCCAAAUGGACCCCGAACAAGACCCCCCCUCGCCAACCCCGGCAGCCGCCGGCGAGGACGAGCCCUCGAGUCUCAAAUACCACAUCAUGCGCAACGGCAAGCGCGACUACUACCUCACCACCAACCCCUCUGUGAAGCACUACAACGCAAACAUCGGCCCGAGCUACUACGUCCGCGUCACAUCCGAAGAAAACGAGCUCGCGCAGAAGCAGCAGCACGGCGACGACAUCGACGCCUCGUUCUCGCUCGUCAUUCUCGUGCACAACUACGACAACGUCGAUCUCAGCGACGCCGAGAGACUCGAGCAAGGCGAUGCGGGGUUUGAUGAUAAGUUUAAUAGCUCGCUCGUGCCAAUCAUCCACGUCACCCGCAACGACGGCGAGAGUAAGAUUGCUGUCACGGUCCUCGGCGACGAAGGAAGCCAGGUCUGGAAGACUGAGCUGCAGCUGCAUGCAGACCCGUACACCGGAAAGUCGAAAUUCGUAUUCGCAGACCCUUGGAAUGAUCAAUGGUCUUUGGUCGGAAAAGAGCAUAUUAUCUGCGAGAAUUACAGAAACGGAGCCGCAAUCGCGGAGAUGGAGAAGAAGAAAAUCACAAACGACAAGAUUGGCUGGCUCACGCUCAGCGAAUCCGCUCUGAAAAUGCUGGACUUGAUGAUCGCAGUCCACAUGGCGAGCUACUGCUUCUGGCAAUACGAGCACAAGCCCUCGAAACUUGCAGCGAUCGCCACAGGACUUCUCCACGCCGAGUCAACUACAUCAGGCGAUGCCGCGCAGUCACGGAGGCGAAGCACGGGAUUUAAACUGAACCUGGCGAAAAAGAUCUCGUCAAAGGUUAACGGCAGCGGCGGCAGCGGAGAAAGCCAUCCACCGCACACGUCAAUAGGUGGCAUUCUACCCGUUGCUGCAAGCAGCAAGAAACCCGCCCGCGCUCCAUCGAUCUCAAUCGUUCCUCCCCGAUCGCCCCCCGUUCGAGAGAAUUCCGAAGACGGGAUGUUCUCUCCCAAAGAAGCCAAGCGGGCGAAUACGGCGCGACGCUCGUUUGGAGGGACAGGAGAGGAGACGCAGGCACAGCUGCAGAAGCUUUCUCUUGUCGAAAGCCAGAAAUCGCAGCAACUCGAGCUUGAGCGGAAUCCUCAUCCUCCACCUCGGACGAGCGGUAGUCUCUCGUCGCAGAGAAGUCCGACUCGAACUCAGCCAAGGGAGCCGCGCAGUACUGGCCCGGUUCCGUAUAUACAACCUUUAGCCCCUGCACCGGCUGUAACUGCAAGCCAGCACAGUCCUUAUCCCCAACUUCCAACCUCAGCACCGGCCGCCGCGCAAAGGCCAACCUCGAUGCCAGCAGCACCCCACGGCAACUCCCACAGGAUCUCCGCGCUCUACGCGCGCGCAGAACAGAAGAUCAUGCCAAUCAUUUCGUCCCACGGCCGAAGCAGCAGCCACUCCCCGCCCCGACCCGCUGCCCAAGCGAGUCACGGUGGUCAGCAGCAAUUCGGCGAACCGGCGGCGCGCACGAACUUCCAGGUGUAUCCCGAGCUUGUGCCUCGAAACGAGCGCGCGGGGAGGCCGCAGUCUAUGUAUUCGAGCGGGGCGGGUGGGUUAGCUGAUCCGUAUGGCAGAUACCAGAAGUGAGGGGACGACAUUGCGCGGUGAUUGUUUUUUUGGUUUUGGAGUUUGAAUUGUAGAUAGAGUGGGGUUUUUUGUUUAUAUUUUGA